This is a messenger RNA of Pygocentrus nattereri (red-bellied piranha), 2731 nucleotides long. RefSeq names its product transmembrane protein 241 (gene slc35d4). Gene Ontology annotation, molecular function: antiporter activity. Gene Ontology annotation, cellular component: Golgi apparatus. The transcript has 15 exons. The coding region runs from base 130 to 1023 and encodes 297 amino acids. NCBI's taxonomy places the organism in Eukaryota, Metazoa, Chordata, Actinopteri, Characiformes, Serrasalmidae. The record is from RefSeq and is a predicted model, not a curated record.
CAACGUGUCACAGCUCUCUGGAAACAUAGGAAGUAGAAUUUAAGCGAAGUUUUUCAGGGGCUAGCGUACCACAUAUUUGUUGCAUGAUAUCAAAUCUAUGAUCUACAGAUGAUAUUGGCUUUUUGACAGAUGAUUUUGGCACGAUCGAGUCCUGGAUUAGUUUUUUGCAUCCUCUUCAUAAUAUUCUAUUUCACAAACAAGUAUGUCCUGUCCGUAUUGAAGUUUACAUAUCCCACCCUUUUUCUGGGGUGGCAGACCUGCACUGGAGCCCUUCAGCUGUUGGGGACUUGGAAGUUGGGAUGGGUGGAGAUAAACGGUUUUUCCAGAUCCACAGCUCUGCUCUGGCUCCCUGGGUCGGUCUUUUUCUUAGGGAACAUUUAUGCUGGAUCCAAAGCCUUGUCCAUCCUGCCAAUCCCCUUCUUUUUUGUGCUGCAAAAUGUGUCAGAAGUGGUCUUCUUCAUCAUCAAUAGAGUCACCCAAAGAGAGAGAUCAUCAUGGAUAAAAAUAUUCAGUCAAACAUUGAUGCUGAUGUCAGCUUUUAUCCUCAUGCUGCACAAUCCUCAGUUUGGACCAAAUGGCUAUAUAUGGGCCUCCAUCCACCUUUUCUGUAUUGGGUCAUACCGAGUGUUCCAAAAGAAUUCAAAGUCUGGUCUACUGAGUGAUUUUGAACAGCAUUUAAUCAACUACUUAGUCAGCAUAUUCCUGUUAGCUUCAGCUGCCCAUCCAACAGGUGAUCUUUUUGGUGCCUUGGAAUUCCCCUUGCUCAUGUCCUAUAAAUUUCAUGGUGGAUGUUUUGCCAGUGCUGUAUUUGGCUUUCUCCUGCUGCUGGCAUCAGUAAAGUUGAAGAGUGGCCAAUCUUUGGUACAGUGUGCCAUCUGGGUCUUAGUGGCUAAGAUACUGGCCUCUGGACUGUCCAUUUUCAUAUUCAGCACCAAGCUCAGUCCCUUAACAGUAUACUGCAUCCUUACAAAUCAUGCUGGGGAAGCACUAUCAGUACAUUCUGACAGAAUUCAGGACAGAUAAGUGGGGAAAAAAUGGUUGGUAGUACAUACAGGGAAUUUUAUAAUCAAGUAAUAAAAAAAAAGUUUUCUUUCCUUUCUGCUGUUCUCUGCGAGCUAGACACCUGUUACACAGGUGCAAGAUUUAGCAUUUUCAUCACCAUCCAAUUGAAAUUUGCUCAAAAACUUGCUCUGCAUUAUAAUUCAGAGGAGAAUGCAACAUAUCAAUGAAAGGCAUUUUCAAAGGUUUGUGUUUACAUAUGUACUUAUGUUUAAGAUGUUACAUCACAGUAUGUAUGUAAUAUAUAUAUUAUAUUUUUUUACUGUAAUAAGAAUUGCUGGUGAAGUACCUUUAAGCCCAAUGCUAAGUGCAAUAAAUAUACAGAUUGUUUAAAUGCAUUCUCUUGUUAAAGCACCAGAAUCAAGUGGUAUAUUACAAAUCUAAAUUUUGCAGUUAGUAGGUUGGGAGCACUGAGUAGAACUGAAGUUACUGUUUAAGCUUACUUUCAUCACGCUGUGGUGUGUAUCCUUGAAUAGCUUUGUUUUAUACAGCUGUGUUAAAUAGUACACUCUAUGCAUGAUGAGUUCACUAUUCAUGGCAAUAUGAUUUAAAUUUCCCAGAGCUUCUGGAAGGACAAGGUUUACUUUUUAGGUAAAAUGUGUGCACCACCUACUGUCAUGUGCUCACUAGGUGUUAUCAAGUGCGUACCAGAUUUCAUCUAGUGAGCAUCAGAUACGAUUUAGUACACACCAGAGUAUCUGGUGCUUAUCUGAUUAUAUCUGGUGCUCACCUGACAGUGAAUGGUGAAUGCAUGAAAGCACGUCCUUUCAGAGGGUACAUACAAUUUUGUGAGUUUUCUGGUUAAAUCUUUUGUGCUCAGUGAAAGGAAUGUUCAGAGAGUUCUGUAAAAAGCUUUUGUUAUGCCAUGUUGCACCUUGUUUGGUUAUUUCUGUGAUCUUGAUUUAGCAAAAUACAGUUGUUUCCAAGUGACCUUUUCUGCAAAAGGAACUGAAUGCAUAAAUAAAAUAAGGAACUGAAUAAAUAAAGUAAAAGAAUUAUGCACAGUGGAUCUUGGUGCACUUACAGUAUACAAUAAAUUAGGUAAUGGUUAACUGAAUGCCAAAAGAAAUAUGCAGAUUUACUACAACUUUAAUGAUAUUGUAUUGCUGCACAAUUCAUCAGCAUCUGUCUACCCUGUGCAACAAUGGAAAAGAACCACCACAGAAUUGCCAUCUAGUUUUUAGACAGUUCUGGACACUGUAUAGCAUACGGUGAGCUAUAAAGUGGACUAGAUAAACCAGUAAAGUAGAAUAGUAGAAGUAAAGUAAAUUAAAUAAAUAUAAUUUCCAUCCAUUUUUUGCUGGUUAAUCUGUGGUAUUUAGCUCCAGUACUGGAGGGCUGGUGUCCAACAGUAUAGUGACUUCCUUGCUUAAACAAACCUAAUUCAUCUAAUGCUUAAUUGCCAGUCUUAGGGCGUGAGUUUUAGUAAGGAAAUCAUCAAACUCUCCUAGACAUCGGCCCUAGAUGACCAGAGUUAAAACAAAUGACCUAGAAAAAGAAACAUCAUGUAAAUUUUAUACAGAAUAGCAUGGGUUGUCCUUGAGUCUUGGUUCCAGUCAGUUUUUCUCUCUUUUAGAGUUUUUUCUUCCUCAUAUCCAUUGGUGAUCUGGGGUCUGGGUCAGACCUUCUGGAAAGCUGCUUUAUAAUAAAACAGCCAUUGUAUUUAAAUGCA